Protopterus annectens (West African lungfish) is the source of this 4750-nucleotide messenger RNA. It is a transcript of the gene CWF19L2, whose product is annotated as CWF19 like cell cycle control factor 2. Bases 73 to 2739 code for a protein of 888 amino acids. The transcript has 17 exons. The record is from RefSeq and is a predicted model, not a curated record. Gene Ontology annotation, cellular component: post-mRNA release spliceosomal complex. Gene Ontology annotation, biological process: mRNA splicing, via spliceosome. NCBI's taxonomy places the organism in Eukaryota, Metazoa, Chordata, Ceratodontiformes, Protopteridae.
UAGGCAAAGGAAAAAUAUGAAAAAGAUGAAAGAAUCAAACAGCUCAAGCAUUUACGAGGAGAAGACACAUGGAUGUUACCAGAUGUAAAUGAACGACUUGAAGACUUAGCUGAGGAACAUGCAACAAAACACAAGAAGAAGAAGAAAGACAAAAAAUCAAAAAAGGCAAAGAAAGAAAAAAAGAAGAAAAACAAGAAAGAAAAAAGGCAAACAGAGGAGAUGUCCGGUGAUAGUUCUCUGGAUUCUGAAGAGGAGUGGGUUGAAACAGAGGUCAAACCUGAAUCAUCAAGCACAGAAAAACCCUGGCAGGUUAAGACUGGACAGUCUGAUUCAGCUGAGCACAGUAGCUCUCAGCAGAGAGAGGAGUGGAUGACUUUAGACUUCAUGUCUUUGAAAGCCAAGUCAGUUGCAACACUUAAAGCUGAAAAACAGAAAGAAAAGCUACUUGAGCAAGAACAGGAAAAAGCACGUGAACAGGCUGAAAUUGAGAAGAGGGAACUGAACCCUUACUGGAAAGAUGGUGGCACAGGCUUACCUCCAGACGUUUCUGUUGCAUUAGUCAAAAAGGCUACUGCUGUUGAAGAUGGUGGUUUGAGCUGGUUGAGAAAAUCAUACCAACGAAUGAAAGAGCAAGCUGAAAGAGAGGAACGUAAUGUGGAAGAUGUUGUAGCAGAAAGAUAUGGGUCCAUGGAAAAAUUUCGAAUGAGGAUGGAAGAAGCUGAGAAAGCCUUAGGUCUGCAGAAACCAAGAGAAACAGAUUUUGGGAAACAGAGGUGGAGGAUGCCAAGAAACUGGGAGUCUGAAAGCUGUAAAGGAAGUAAAAAAGGUCAAUAUGAGAAAAAAGAUGAUUAUUGCAAAGCAGGUCAGGAAAGAAAGCGUGAUAAGGAAUUGCUACAAAACCUUGAUCGGCAGAGUGAAUGUGAAUAUAGCAUGGAAAGGCACAGAAAUGUGCAGACGGAUGUGGACACAGAGGGAAAGAAUUUGUUUGAAAAUAAAGUGUCAGGGGAGAGUAAAGAAUGUAAAGAUGUAAUUAAAGAAUCCAGAAAGAAAAAAGACCUCAACAGAGUAAGUGAAGAAGCUGAAUUCUAUGACAGGCGACAGGAGAAAUAUUCAUCUCUUACUACUUUCAAAUCAAAGUUUUUAAAGCCACCUGAUGAUGAAGAUUCUUCAACCAAGAGCAGUAUUUCAAACAUUAGACAUACAGAAUCCUCAAGGUCUCUAAGCAGCUGCUUUAGAAGACCUAAAGAUGACAGUGAUGGCGAGUCUGAGCAGCAGAAGGUUCAGACAGCUAAAAGAGCUAAGGAGCAAGUGUCAGACAGUUACUCAUUUCUGACAGAAGAAUUUGCUUCAAAAGAGGAAAAAAAUCAGAAGGUUGCUGAAGAAAAAGCACAAAGAACACAAGAAGUGAGGAGUCCUGUACAAAGAGAACAUACAGAAGGCAGUAGUAUAUCACGCUCUAGUAUGCCAGAAAAGUCUGCUCCAGGCGAAGAACUUGUUAGAAUCCUUAGUGAUGAGGAAAUGAACAAACUUGGAGCCAAGCUUGUUAAGGCUGAAUUAAUGGGAAAUGAGGAGAUGGCUGCAAGUCUUAAAGCUCAGCUGGAGCAAGCAAGGAAAUUAAAAGAAAGCCAGGCACAGGCUACUUCUGCAACCCCUGCAAGGCGAAUGAGCAGUAAGGACAUAAACAAGAGGGAAGAGCAUGAGGUUGUACUUAUCAGAACAGAUCAGGCUGGAAGAGCAUGGCCACUGACUACAAUGGAAGCACUAGAGCCAAAAGGAGGACGAAGAAAGAGACAGCUGAUUGAAACUCAUGUGGGCAAGGAACGGGUCAGGUAUUUCCAGGAUGAUGACGAUAUCAGCCUAAAAGAUAUGGUGAAGAGAGAGAAAAUGGGAACAGCAGAGGACCAGAAUGCACUGUUUACUCGAAUGGCAUCCAAGUUCAUGGAGAAGACAGACAGAGACUACUACACAUUGGAUGAUAUGUUUAUUUCCAGUUCAGCCAAAAAGGAGCGGUCUGGAAAAGAAGAAGAAUGGCAAAGGCAGAAAGCAGUCAGCGAACACAAGCACCUGGCAGCAAGAAUGGAGAAGUGUCCCUACUGCUUUGACAGCCCAGAGCUCCCAAAACAUAUGAUUGUUGCUGUAGGAAAAAAGGUAUAUAUCUGCCUACCUAGUUUCCAGUCUCUAUCAGAAGGUCACUGUCUGAUUAUUCCAAUACAACACCACUGUGCAGCUACUCUGGUGGAUGAAGAUAUCUGGGACGAAGUUCAGAUGUUCAGGAAGGCACUGGUGAAGAUGUUUGAAGACAAGGAUCUAGACUGUGUGUUCCUUGAGACAAAUGUGAGCAUGAAGAAGCGAUUUCACAUGGUAUAUGAAUGUAUUCCAUUGCCAAAAGAAUUGGGAGAUGUUGCCCCAAUAUAUUUUAAGAAAGCUAUAAUGGAGUCUGAUGAAGAGUGGGCCAUGAACAAGAAACUAAUUGACCUCUCCUUGCGAGAUAUCCGCCGAUCUGUCCCAAAAGCAUUGCCCUAUUUCUCGGUGGAUUUCGGCCUUCAAGGAGGAUUUGCUCAUGUCAUUGAAAAUGAAUACAAGUUCCCUCGUUACUUUGGCAAGGAAAUACUUGGUGGAAUGAUGGAUUUAGAGCCAAGACGCUGGAGAAAGCCAAUGAGAGAGAAUUUUGAAGACCAAAGGAAAAAAGUUAUGCAGUUUGCCCAGUGGUGGAAACCAUAUGACUGCACAAAAGAAUAACUUGUUUGCAUUUUUUAAGUUAUUUUAAAUAUUUAACAUUGCUAGCAGACUGAUGCUACAAAUUAAUUGUGUAACACUACUCAUUAAUCUCAGUCUGUUCUUUAACAAGGCAAAAGGUCGACACACACGCUGAAAUAUUACAGCGAAGUCUUGUAAUAUAGUGAUCUCUGUUGACCUGAUCUGAAAGAGGCACAGUAGUAUUAGAGUAUGUUUUUAGUUAAAUGAACCUGAUCUUUAUGUAUGAGCUGCCUGUCAUUUUAGGUAUUUUUCCCAGUUGAAAUCUGUAUAGGACUGAUUAGUCUUGUCUACCGAGAAAAUUUUUUUUUCCCUCCAGAUGACUUAAGUUUAGACCCUUAAGAGACUUACUUUGCUGUGUUAAUUAAUAGGCCAGUAUGUGAUUUUAUUUCAAGUGGAAGUGCUUUGUAAUUUUUGCUGCAGUACAUCUGUUCUGAAGGAAGCCAAUUAAAGCGUAGGCUGUUUGCAUUGAAUUGGUAUAUAUAUAAGAAAAAUGAAUUAUGCUAGUGUAUGUUACAGAGGAGAGGUACAUUUUAAAUUCUCUGACAGAAUUUGUAAGAAUUGUAUCCCAGAAUAUUCUGCAUCCUUGAAAAGGAAAAAAUGACAGUCUAUAUCUACCUUUCUUUAGGCAGAGGAAUCUAAGCUGCAUAGAUCAGAAUCAAACUUAAUUGAGUAAAAUAAUUGUAGGCAGAGUGAUUAUGCUGAGAAUCAACGUUCCUUCCUUUCAUACUUGGUUCCUGGAUUUUAAUCAGUGUUGUAGCAAAAAAAAAGUAAUAUGCAAAAUCAUUAACAUACAUUUUUCUAAAUUAUUACAGACGUACAAAUUCAAGUUAUUUGUCAUUUGUAGUACUCUUAUCCACUAAUUUCCCAUUUUAAGGUAUGAAAGUUAAUUAAUGGGAAUUGGAGUGUGGUAAAAAAAUGUUGCAAAAAUGCUGAAUGCUUUACUAUGUCUCUUACACACACACACACACACACACACACACACACACACAAAAGACUAUGCAGAAGAUCAGAACUCUGGACUUCAGUCUGUCAGACUUUUUUUCCUCAUAACCUUAAAUUUCAUGUUAUGUUUUAAUUUAUGUCUGUACCUCAAUACCCUUGUCUUAAAGAAAAAGUCAAAUCUCCAACAUUGUUUAUCUUAUUACAGUUAUUUUUUUGUGCCUGUAAUGUUGCCUAAAAGUCGUUUAGUGCAGAAAGCCUCCAGCACCUUCCUUUUGUUUGUUUCUACCAGUUUCCUUGCCACAGAUCAUGGUCAAAAUUAGCAAUUUUCCCUAUAGAAAUCUCACAUUGUUUGAGAAAGGAAUUUGUUUCAUCUUACAUUAACUAGACCAGACAGUAGAAAAUUAGCAGUUUUUUUUAGAGUCUAUUGCCACCUACAAUUUAAAAUCAUGGAACUUUAUUUGCUGAGGUCAGCAAAGGACUCUAACCUACUAUAAUUAAAUUAUUCUUCAAAAAGAGUUAAUUGUAGGGCAAUAUUCAUAGACAUGGUGCACAGUUAUGCAUUAUAAACCUCCUAACAAAGCCCUGUGCAAUUCACAAAAUGUGGACAAUGCCCUUUAAUACCUACAUGCACUAUCACAUACCAGGAAGAUGCUAAUGGUGCAACUCUUGCACCAGUCUAUGCUUCUCACUGACAUAAUCUUUUUUUGUUGACAACACUUCUCCUUCCAGAUAUCACAAACUAUGUUGAACAUCAUUCACUGCACUCAGUUGUACUAUCACCCUGCAUAGAUGACACACAGAUGUCUCACUUUAUACAUGAGAUUUGUUUUAAUUUGCUGUAAAUAAUGUAUAUUACAAUUGUAUAUACUUUUUACAUUUUUAGCUGCUAAUGGUUGUGUACAGAUGUGUAUUUUCAUUAUAUUCAUGCUGUUUCUCACUAAAUGUAAUUAUCAUUUUCUGUGUAUUCUCAGGCUGAGAUUGAAAUUUGUUAGUUGUGAUCAGUGAUCUACCCCAGUAAACAUAAUGUAAAGUAAACCAACUAAUAAAUGAA